Bursaphelenchus okinawaensis is the source of this 2350-nucleotide messenger RNA. The record is from the annotation of a GenBank genome assembly. Lineage: Eukaryota; Metazoa; Nematoda; Chromadorea; Rhabditida; Aphelenchoididae.
AUGUCUAUGACCAGGAUAUUGCCGUUAAGAUCGUUGGGAUCGAAAAGAUGCUCAUCUUUCUAUGCGUAAGUUGCAUGUAUAAUAUAAUAGCUGUGUAUUAGUGGCCUUACGUCGGCGGAUUUUAUGAAAAAGCCAACCAACGAACCAGUUCUUACCUAUAAGAAAGGAUCUGAAGAAACGAACGCAUUGGAAAAGGCAUUGAAAGAAUAUGAGGGCAAAUCCGUGGAGGUACCUCUUAGGAUUGGUAAAGAGAAGAUCACUAGAGGAUUGGAACAAAAACAGGUCAUGGUACGUUCUAACAGAAACUACGUUUUAAGAAUGAAUUUUAAAAGGAAAACAUUUUAAAUACAAAUGCUAAACUUAAAAAUGCUCUUACAGCCUACCGAUCAUCAAAAAGUUGUGGCAAAGUUCACACAUGCUACAGAAGCUGACAUCAAAAACGCGAUUGAAGUAGGCAUGGCCGCUCGGUCAGCCUGGGAGAACAAGCCUUUGAAAGAAAGAGCUGACAUCUUCCUUCAUGCUGCUGAUCUUUGUGCCAGCAAGUAUAGAAUGGCCCUGAAUGCUUCCACGAUGCUUGGCCAGUCUAAGAACAUUGUGCAAGCCGAGAUCGACGCUGCUUGUGAAUUAGUCGACUUCUUCCGAUUUAAUGCCUUAUUCGCUUUGGAGAUUGCAAAAUAUAAACCUAUUGACACUCCCGGGUCAGUGAACAAUUUGAUCUACAGAGGUUUGGAAGGAUUCGUGGCUGCUGUAGCUCCGUUUAACUUCACUGCCAUUGGAGGAAACUUGGCUGGAGCACCAGCUAUGAUGGUAUGUGUAAUACGUUACGAGAAUCGUACUUUUUAGGGAAAUGUGGUAAUGUGGAAACCAUCUGAUACGGCUGUUCUAUCGAACUACAUUAUCUACGAGAUUUUGGAAGAAGCUGGUAAGAAUCUUUAAAGAUGAAAUUAUGUUUUUAUACCUAAAUUAAUUUUAAAAUUAAUAUACACUUCAAAAUAUAACGAGAAAAACAAACUUUUUAUAGAAAAUCGCGUAGUUUUUGUUAAGAAAAAAGUUUACUGAUUGCAAAAGAAAAAGCGCAGAAAAUGACAAGUUUGGUUUAAUAAAGUAAAUAAUUUGUUUCAGGAGUUCCCCCAGGUGUCAUUUCCUUCCUGCCUUCCGAUGGUCCGGUCUUUGGAAACGCCGUGACAGACUCACCUCAUCUAGCUGCAAUCAACUUUACGGGUUCCGUGCCAACUUUCAAGUACUUGUGGAAGAGAACCGGACAGAAUUUGGACUUGUACACCACCUUCCCCCGACUGAUCGGAGGUGUGUUCUCUCUUUCUCUUAUCUUUUGCUUUUAGAAUGUGGUGGAAAGAACUUUCACUUUAUUCAUCCGUCGGCUGAUGUUGAAAGUGUUGCUACUGGUACUAUCAGAUCUGCGUUUGAGUACCAAGGCCAGAAAUGUAGUGCCUGCUCGAGGGUGUUUGUACCCGAAAGUUUGUGGAGCAAGAUCUCGAGCCGAAUGACUGAGAUUGCAAAGGAAAUUAAAGUCGGGGAUGUAAGUGGUUUAUAUUCAAUUAAAAACUAAGAAUUUUUGUUUUUUCUAUUUUUUUAAAUAAAAAUGGUUGGUGGAAUAUGGAAUUUGUAAACAUAUUUUUUUAAAUAUUACUUUCAGAUUCGUGAUGGCUCGACCUUUGUCGGUGCUGUAAUUGACAAGAAAUCUUUCGACAGAAACAAGAGUUAUAUUGAUUAUGCCAAAACAGGUGCUGAUGGAGCUAAGAUCGUCUUUGGUGGAACAUACGACGAGUCUAAAGGUUACUUUGUCCAACCAACGUUAAUUCACGUGUCUGAUAUCAACUCUAAAUUGUUGAAGGAGGUAAGUCAACAGUUUGAAUAUGUGAUCUUUGAUUUUAGGAUUAGUUUUGUAUCAUUACUUGUUUCUACAACUUACUAAAUUGUUUUAAAAUGUUGUUUUAAGGAGAUCUUUGGCCCCAUUCUGACAGCUUACGUGUAUCCUGACUUGGAAGCCGAUGAUCUUGUCACAAAGAUCAAGGAUAUGACUCCUUAUGGUCUUACUGGAGCCGUUUUCUCUCAAGACAAGACUUUCCUCAACAAGGCCAAGAAUGUCCUGAAAGACGCUGUGGGAAAUCUGUAUUUGAAUGACAAAUCUACCGGAUCUGUGGUUGGACAACAACCGUUUGGUGGAGCUAGACUUUCAGGUAUGAUUAGCUAAUAUGAACAAUAUAUUUUGUGUUUAGGUACCAACGACAAGGCUGGAGGACCUCAUUACCCACUCAAAUGGGCUUCUCCUCAAACCAUCAAGGAGACCUCAGUGCCUUUGAACGAAUGGCGUUAUCCAUCCAUGGAUUAA